AUGCGUCAACUCACUGAACAAGAGACGAAAACACUUUUCGAGAAACUUGCCAACUAUACUGGUCGCUCGUUGAACAACCUCAUCACUACAUCCGAUGACCCCAAUGACCGAUAUGUAUUCCGUCUCCAUGGAAAUCGUGUCUAUUAUAUGAGACUGUCCUUGGCCAAUCUUUCGACGGCCAUUCCUCGCGCAAAUCUUCUCUCACUUGGUACCUGCAUCGGAAAGUUUACUAAGAGUGGCCAGUUCAGGCUGCACAUCACCGCCCUGGAUGUGAUUGCCCCCCACGCGAGAUACAAGGUCUGGAUCAAACAGAACGGAGAGAUGCCCUUCUUGUACGGUGGAAAUGUGGUAAAGGCGCACGUCAAUCGGUGGUCAGACGAUUGUCCAGAACACGCAGGUGUUGUUGUCUUCAACUCGAAUGAUACUCCUUUGGGCUUUGGAGUUACCGCCCGGUCUAGUGCUGAAGCGAGGAAAUUGGAACCAACAGCCAUUACCGUUUUCCGCCAGGGAGAUAUAGGAGAAUAUCUGAGAGAGGAAGAUACCCUCUUUACGACGUAAAGGAAAAUCGUUGCAUAGGCGGGAUCGUUCAUGGAAUUUGGAUGCUAGAUACCUGGGGAUUCUCGCAGGAGUUCUGGAGUCAUCUGUCUGUUUCAAUAGAAAAGUUUUUACCUUUGUUCUUCAGCAUACUGUAUCCGUAAUCAUAUGCGAUUACAACAGCUCGUUUCCACCUUGCCUAAACCUAGUUAUAUCCCUUC
Molecule: messenger RNA, 755 nt
Organism: Aspergillus nomiae NRRL 13137
Lineage: Eukaryota; Fungi; Ascomycota; Eurotiomycetes; Eurotiales; Aspergillaceae
Product: ribosome biosynthesis protein NIP7
Exons: 4
Coding region: 1-558 (185 amino acids)
Biological process (GO): ribosome assembly; ribosomal large subunit biogenesis
Cellular component (GO): nucleus; preribosome, large subunit precursor; nucleolus
Molecular function (GO): RNA binding
Source: RefSeq, a predicted model, not a curated record